AUGCGACUAAAGGUCUCACUAGCUCGAGCACCUCGCCAUCUUGACUCGGUCAGUGCUGUUGGAUGGGCAGGAGGAGAAGAAAUGUACUCUUGCGCAGAUGACCACUGCCUUCUGAGGUGGAACCUCACGAACAUGGAAGCCGCCACAGUUGCAGAAAUGCCGAGAAAAGGUGAAAUUCUAUUGUUUGCGGUUUCCGCGGUGCAACGACAUCUAAAUUGCAGUUCACUUUUUCCUACGUCGAUGCAUUGGUCGCCGAAAACGAACAUGCGUGAUGGAAACAGUGAUCUCUUCGCACUUUCCAGUUCUGAUGGCAAGUUUCAACCGUUUUCAAAGGCAAUCUCAUAUCGAAAAACACAUUUUUGCGUAGGAAGGAUUCAUUUCGUCAAUAAAAUGGGAAAGAUUGAAAAAUCAUUCGAUGCGCAUCAGGGAGCAGUACUUCAGACUCGGUGGAGUCCUGAUGGCACAGGCUUAUUGAGUUGUGGAGAAGACGGUGCUGUUAAAUUGUGGUCGCGAAAUGGCAUGCUUCGCUCGGUUAUCGCACAGAUGCCCAGUCCUGUUUAUUGCAUAGCUUUUGAUUCGGCAUCCAACAAUGUUCUGUUUUCGAAUGGUGACCACUGCUUUAUAAAGUCAUUGAAGAUGCAGACGUCUCCUCUAAAGUGGAAGGCACAUGAUGCCCUCGUGUUGUGCUGCGAUUGGUGUCACGUUUCGGAACAUAUUGUCACUGGUGGAGAGGACUGUAAAUUCAAAUGGUCUCAUUCGCUCGAGAAGCUUUCUAGCGGAUCGCUGCUUUCUUUGUGUUGGUUCGAUGACUCUACGCAGCUGGUUGUUGGUAGUGGAAGUGGUCAGGUUAUUCAUGCUCAAAUAGUAGAAAAGUCUGUGGCCUAUGGUAAUUUGGAGGUGAUACAAACAAGAGGAAACAUUCUAGAAGUUCACGAUGUGAAUAUGGAUAUUGCUAAAGAACGUUUGGAAACUCGCGAUAGAGUGAUACAUGCUUCUAUCGCUUAUGAUCAACUUGUAGUUAUCACUACUUCACAAUUGUAUGUUUAUAGCUCGAGAAAUUGGAACACUCCAGCCAUCGUCGAUUUGAGGGACAAAGCCAUCUCAUUGGUUCUUCAGACAAACAAACUUUUCCUUAUAUCUGAUGGCCAAACGCUGUCCAUAUUUAGUUAUGAUGCAAGGACACUGUGUGAAAUAAAAGUCCCUGGCAAUGCAGUUACUCCGAUAAGUGAAAAGACGUUAUCACUUUCAAAUGACACAGUGGCCAUCAGAGAUCGAGGUGAUACGUCUACUGUACGCUUCUUCGACCCGAUUUCGUCAAGACCUCAAGGAGACGGAAACAUUGUACAUGAACGCGAAAUCACGGAAUUGAAGCUGUGUCAGUGUGGUCAGUUAGGUGAGAGAAUUCUCGCGUUUCGUGACAGUGACGCGGCAGUACUGGUUGCUAAGGUAAAAACAUAUGGUGUCGCACAACGAAUUGCUAAGAUUGGUUCUUCUGUGGAACAGCUUCACUUCAAUGAUGUCACAAAUAUGCUAGUCGGAGUGGGCGAUGGAAGAAUCAUUUUGUGGCCUGCUGUCGACAUAGUGUUCAUCGAUCGCUCAUUACUUCAGCGAUCCAUUACGGAGAAAUCCAUAUCUGGACUCGGAAAAUUUCCGACGUUGAAAGGGUUCACCGGAAAUUCAGUCAUACUGCGUCGAUCCGAUGGAUCACUGAUAACCAGCUCGAUUUCACCAUUUGCUUCUUUUCUUCUCAAAUACACUUCGCAAUCGAAAUGGGAUCAAGCAAUUCGACUUUGUCGCCACUUGAAGAAUGAUAGCAUGUGGGCAGUACUUGCUGGACUCUCAACGGCCGCUAGAAAUCUCUACACGGCUGAAAUCGCAUAUGGUGCUCUUGAAGAGGCAGAGAAGGUGGCAGUGCUUGCCGAAGCACGCAAUCACAGCAACAAAGACGUGCGUAAUGCAAAGAUGGUUUUGCUAGCUGGAAAGGUCUCCGAAGCUGAUGCUUUGCUUGAAAAAGGAGGAAGCGUUUUCCAAGCAGUUAUGUUGAACAUAAUAAUGUUACAGUGGUCUAGGUGUGUAGUGUUUGUUAGAAAAUUAUGCAAAACUUUUUGCUGUGAUGGACUACGCAUUUUUAGGGCUAUCGAUUUGGCGGUUAAAUACAAUUCGUAUCUGGAGGUUGUUAUGGGAUAUCGGCAAAGGUACUUGGAAAAGUUAGGACGAAAAGAAACUGACGAGAAAUUUCUUCGCCAUUUAGGAGAGGUACAAAUUAGAAUAUUUCAUACUGAAGAUAGCACAACUAGCAGACCGAAACGUCACUAUGGACAAAAACUGAUUACGUACUCCUGA
Angiostrongylus costaricensis is the source of this 2343-nucleotide messenger RNA. NCBI's taxonomy places the organism in Eukaryota, Metazoa, Nematoda, Chromadorea, Rhabditida, Metastrongylidae. The record is from the annotation of a GenBank genome assembly.